GGGCCACAGAAAUAGCUAAGCCAUGGCGGCAAGUGGCACUUCGCCGGAGGUGCCAAAGGUGGCAGAGAAGGCCAAGAAUGGCUAUGAAAACAGGGUCACCGCCGUUCUGGAGCAAUCCUGGCCCUCAAACGCACAGCUCGCCUUGAAAGUCUCCCACUUAGAGGCAGAUGUGCAGCAACUUCGGACCCGGAAGGAGGAGUUGGAACGGGAAAACCAGGCGCUCGCGACGGCUGCGGCGCAAGGGCCCAGCCUGGAAUUGAAGCUGUCGGAGCUGCAGGCCGAAGUCCUGAAGCUCGGAACGAGAAAUGAGGAGCUGGAACGUGAAAAGGAGGAGGUAACCAAUAGUGGCCUCGCCGAGAAACUCGCAGACUGUGAGGCUGCUCGUGAAAAGUUGGAGGAGGAGUGCAGACAGCAUCUGGCGGAAUCCGAACGCCGGGCCGAGUUGGAGAAACAGCAGGCCGACGUGGCGCGCUCCUUCCAGGAGCUGCAAAACGUGGUGUCGCAGCUCCUGCCGUGGCUUUCGGAGCUCUACGACCAGCGUAGUCGCCUACUCGAAGAGAAGAGUGCUGCAGAGGAGUCCGCCACGAAGUUGAAGUCCGAGUUGGUCCGUUGGCGGCUUCUUUGGACUGCUCCAAGUACCUUGGUGGAGGAUGGCUCUGCCAUGCGUGCCACACGUGCCAACCACUCGCCCGCCAAUGGUGCACGACGAGGCCCGACGCGGGCGUCGUCACUCUCCGCCACGAAGCGAGCGGCGGAGGUCUAUGGCCGCGACUUGCACCGCCGCCCAAGCCCCUGUCGGCUGAGGUGCAGGGCUGAGGAGGAGAAGUCCAAAGUGCCACCAGCCUUGGCGGAGCUGGAGGGGGAACUCCGGAACUUGGCGCCCACCGGUCAAAAGCCCAAUGAAACUCAGAUUCGUGAGCUCUUGACCCUGCUGAAGAAAGCCUCCAAUGGAAGCGACUCUGCAGCCACGGAAACGUCUGCCGAGCCCACCACUCUGAAGGGCGCUUGAGGCGCGAUGGAAUGGCAAUGCCAGCAAUGACCGUGACAGAUGGCGGGCCGAGGGGAGCAGACAGCAGCAAAGUCCUGG
Molecule: messenger RNA, 1087 nt
Organism: Cladocopium goreaui
Lineage: Eukaryota; Dinophyceae; Suessiales; Symbiodiniaceae
Source: the annotation of a GenBank genome assembly